This is a messenger RNA of Diplodia corticola, 1113 nucleotides long. RefSeq names its product nad-p-binding protein. The transcript has 2 exons. The record is from RefSeq and is a predicted model, not a curated record. The coding region runs from base 1 to 1113 and encodes 370 amino acids. Gene Ontology annotation, molecular function: oxidoreductase activity. Gene Ontology annotation, cellular component: mitochondrion. Lineage: Eukaryota; Fungi; Ascomycota; Dothideomycetes; Botryosphaeriales; Botryosphaeriaceae.
AUGUCCACCACCACAACCCCAGCGCCUGUCAUCCCACCGACCAUGCGCGCCUGGACCUACACGCGCCGCGGCCCCGCCAAAGACGUCCUCCACCUCACCCCCGACCACCCAGUCCCCCACCUCUCCCCCAACACCCCCAACAUCCUCAUCCGCAUCACCCACGCCUCCCUCACCCCCUCCAUCGGGCGCCUCCUCCCGCACCUCCCCUUCCUCCCGCGCCCCAACGGCCCGCGCCCCUCCAUCCCCGAGCUCUCCUUCACCGGCACCAUCGCCGCGGCCACCCCCCUCACCCCGGCCCACCUCUCCACGCCGGGCACCCGCGUCUUCGGCAUGCUCCCGCCCACCGCGCACUUCCUCCACGGCGCCGGCACGCUCGCGCAAUACGUCGUCGCGCCGCCGGGCGCGGUCGGCGUCUGCCCGGCGGGGCUGUCGGCCGAGCACGCGGCGGGGCUCGACGGCAACGGGCAGACGGCGCUGCUGAUGUGCCGGCGGGCGGGCGUGGGGGGCGGCAGCCGCGUCUUCGUGCACGGCGCGACGGGCGGGGUGGGGACGGUGGCGGUGCAGGUGGCCAAGGCGGCGCUGGGGGCGCGCGAGGUGGUGGCGACGGGGUCCGGGGAGGAAGGGUUCGCGCUGGCGAAGGGGCUGGGCGCGGAUCGGGUGGUGGAUCAUCGGGAGUGCGGCGGGGGUGGGGGAGGCGUUGCUGGGUGGUUGGCGGCGGAGUACGGGGGGGAGGGCGAUGGGGGCAAGUUCGAUGCGGUGCUGGAUUGUGUGGGGACGCAGGUGCUGUUUGAGAGGAGUCCUGGCUUUUUGAAGGAGGGCGGGGUGUUUGUGAGCGUGGGCGCUAUGGAGGGGAUGGCCGCGACGUUGUUUUGGAACGUGCCGGUGAAUUACUGGUGGCCGAGGGCGUUGGGCGGGACGCCGAGGAAAUACAUCUUCCAGCAGACGCCUAUGACCACGGAGAGGAGGGAGGAGUUGAUAAAGCUGGUGCAAGAGGGUAAGCUGAAGAAGGCUGUGGAUAAUGUGUUUGACAUGGAGAAUGUUCUCGGGGCCUACGACCGAAUGCUCAGCCAAAGGGCAAAGGGAAAGAUUGUUGUGAAGGUUCAAGACGGGUAG